AUGACUGCACCACCGAAAUACACAAAAGUUGCUAGCGAGGAUCCAAGCGAGCAGGAGAGCGGGAUUCCCAUCAGAAGCUCAUCACCAAGCGACGUACGCGCUUAUAUUGUCCACCUGCUCGUUAACCAGCACGGCGUCACAAGCGAAGCUGCUCAUGCAGUAGCAAAUAAAUGGACGCUAGGUCGUGGAUUUGAUUUCCUCGAGGCUUCGUCGAAGGACUUUAAGGAGAUAUUUGGCACAGAUCUCGGCAGGCACAUAUACCGGUCCACAGCGCAUGAUGAAUGGCUACGAUGGAAUAAUGAGGACGUCCAAACCGGUUUUAGAUACCUCCUACUCAUAGCCGGGUUCUUUGCAGGAUUGAACUUUUUAAGUGCAGCCAGUUCAAGUUCGGGCUUGGACGCUUUGCGUAGCCUCGCUUGGAUUCCCACCAUACUUGCGGUACCGUACCUCUUCCACAUGUCGAAUUGCCCUGUGCAUUCGCGGGGUCGGUAUAAGGCUGGAAUUUACCUCAUGUUACUUGCUGUGUUCCUUUGGAUUGUGUACGCUUUGCAACUACCAAAGCGUGGAUGA
Messenger RNA from [Torrubiella] hemipterigena, 570 nucleotides. The record is from the annotation of a GenBank genome assembly. NCBI's taxonomy places the organism in Eukaryota, Fungi, Ascomycota, Sordariomycetes, Hypocreales, Clavicipitaceae.